AUGCGUCCCUUGACUAUCUUGAUCCCGAUACUGGUGGCGUUACAGAGAAUACAUGGGCGUGUCACAUCUUCACAACGAGCCGGUGCAGGCGUAUUUGCAGCAUCCGAAUAUUUGGAAUCAUCCCUGGUGAGACGAGAUGUGAUGGCCGGAGGCAGUUGUGGCGCAACAGGAGGUAACGCAGUGUGUGCUUCCGGCUUGUGCUGCUCGACUGCGGGGAUUUGCGGAGCAGGCACUUCUUUCUGCAGCGCGCCAGACUGUCAGCUCUAUUUUGGUCCUGCUUGUGAUGCCAAUCAAAUACCUACUGGACAGGACACGUCGAAAGUACCGCGACCGCUAUUAGGAACUGUCCCUUAUGGCGUCUCUAUCAGCCAUUGCACAGUAAAUGGAAAGGUCGCACUGACUUUCGACGACGGGCCUUAUAUCUAUACUUCCGAACUACUCGACACCCUAAAGAAGAAUAGCGUGAAAGCAACAUUCUUUAUUGUUGGAAACAAUGGCGGGAAAGGCCAAAUCGAGCUGUCAUCAACUGGGUACCCUGCCGUCAUUCAACGGAUGUAUGCCGAUGGUCACCAGAUUGGCAGCCAUUCGUGGAGUCAUCAGAACAUGGCUCUGCUCACAUCUCAGCAACGCCAUGACCAGAUAGUUAGAAACGAGAUUGCCUUGGUAGAUAUCCUAGGGUUUAUCCCUACGUAUUUCCGGCCGCCCUAUACACAGUGUCCUACGGAUUGUCUGAAAGAACUUGGCGAUUUUGGAUAUCAUGUCGCAAAUUAUGAUAUCGACACCCGCGACUGGCAAGGGGACUAUACAUAUGCGCAGAACACAUAUAGCAGCAUCCUGACUCAACACAGCCCGGGCUCCUCGUCCUGGAUCUCGCUGGCUCAUGAUAUUCAGCCCAACACAGUCCACAGUUUUGCCCAGUACAUGAUCGACCAGGCUAAGAAACUUGGCUACGAGCUCGUCCCUUUGGGACAGUGCCUAGGCGAUCCCGAGACGAACUGGUAUCGCGACCCAACCACCGGACAAGUCUGGACGGGUAACGUACAAUCACAGCAUUCUUCCACAACAAUUUUAACGGCCCCCAUUUCGAGUACGGUCCAACUGGUAGCAUUGCCAAGCUCAACUACCACGGUUAUCAAGCAAAGCGCAGUAUUACCAUCGUCGUCGUCAUCAACUUCGCCUACAGCAUUAGCAGUCAUGUCACCGACUACGUCACCAUUCACAUCUUCAACUGUAACACCCAGCACAUCGUCAAGUGUAGUUAUGAUCUCCCCAUCUUUUCCGGCUUCCUCGAUGUCUACCACAACAAGCAUAAGAAUCUCGUCCAUAGCAACAUCGGCCAUAAUUACAAGUCUCACCCCAUCUACUACCCCAACAGCCGUUUCAGGGGGCAACUUCGGUGCAGGUACCGGAAACCAGACUGGUUCACUACCAGCUAGUCUAAGCAGCAGUGUCGCGGUGAAGCCAUCUGAUAGCCGCGCUCAGAACCUGGGGUCAUCGAAAUUUGGAUUGAUGUUUGGAGGAUUAAUGCUUUUAGCUAUGUAUUGA
Truncatella angustata is the source of this 1545-nucleotide messenger RNA. RefSeq lists its product as uncharacterized. The coding region runs from base 1 to 1545 and encodes 514 amino acids. Lineage: Eukaryota; Fungi; Ascomycota; Sordariomycetes; Amphisphaeriales; Sporocadaceae. Gene Ontology annotation, molecular function: hydrolase activity, acting on carbon-nitrogen (but not peptide) bonds; chitin binding. The record is from RefSeq and is a predicted model, not a curated record. Gene Ontology annotation, biological process: carbohydrate metabolic process. The transcript has 3 exons.